UUUCGCAACUGUGCUAAUACGUCAGAUUUGGUGUUCAUUCUGUUCCUCUCACGCAAAACUGAAUGUACUGCUUUUUAUUUCCGCUAUGUACUGUAUUUGAUGUGAUUUUUGUUCACUUUGUACUACAAGAACCAUCUCUUUUGAUGGUAUGUCACUGCGCAGCUGUUAUCUACAUAUGUUCCAUAUUAUAAGGCUGUAACACUUGAAGGCGUUACAUCAGUUCCAAAAACAGGGAAGGACCCGAGAUGUUACUUCAGUGCACGUGUUAUGUGCAGCAAACCAGAGUGUUAAAGAGAUGAGCAUUCCGAUCGCUGGAUUUUUAACAACGUUGGAUAUGAUGGAAGAAUAGUUUUUUUUUUUUUACUGUUGCUGUUGCAUUUCUGCUUCAAAGAGCGACUUGCCUUAGAACCUGAUCAUGCAAUGUUACACGAUACCAGGAAACCUCUGUGAUAUAAUCAGUUCCAUCUCUCGUGUAUAGGUUUGUGCUGAAAUUAAAGGUUAUUUGACUGACGUAGGAGUUGAAGUUGGGGCUGGGGACCUCUGUGCAAAGGAUUCCUCCGAAACCUUUCGACCUAACACCAUAAUGGCUCCUCAUCCAGUUGUCCAGGCUAUCAUUGACCUCUCUGCUGGGGCUUUCGGAGGUACAGCCUGUGUGCUGAGUGGGCAGCCCUUUGACACAGCCAAGGUGAAAAUGCAGACCUUCCCCACGAUGUACAAGGGCUUUGUAGACUGUUUCGUGAAGACCUACAAGCAGGUGGGCUUCAGAGGGCUCUACCACGGCACUACCCCGGCCCUCAUGGCCAACAUCGCAGAGAACUCUGUGCUCUUCAUGUGCUACGGCUUCUGCCAGCAGGUGGUUCGGAAGGUCCUGGGCCGAGACAACGCCGCUGUGCUCAGUGAUCUUGAGAAUGCGGCAGCAGGUUCUUUGGCCUCUAUCUUUUCCUCAAUGGUUUUGUGUCCCACCGAACUGGUGAAGUGUCGUCUACAGGCCAUGUACGAAAUGGAGGCCUCUGGGAGGAUAGCUGAAAGGCAGACCUCGGUGUGGUCUGUGGUGAAGGCAAUAUUGCAGUCUGAGGGGCCUCUGGGCAUGUACCGAGGCCUGAGCAGCACUCUGGUGAGAGAGAUCCCCGGAUACUUCUUUUUCUUCGGGGGCUACGAGCUCAGCCGUUCCAUUUUUGCAUCCAGGGGGAAAACCAAGGAAGAGCUAGGAGUGCUCCCCGUGAUGUUCAGCGGAGGGUUUGGGGGUGCCUGUCUCUGGCUGGCAGUGUACCCCAUUGACUGUGUCAAAUCCAGAAUCCAAGUCCUGUCCAUGGCUGGCAAGCAGGCAGGCUUCCUCAAGACCUUCAAUAGCAUUGUCAGGAAUGAAGGCAUUCCGGCACUGUAUUCUGGUUUGACCCCAACCAUGAUCCGGACAUUCCCAGCUAAUGGAGCGCUCUUCCUAGCCUACGAGCUCAGCAGGAAGAUGAUGAUGAAACAGUUUGACAGCUGAUCUCUCAGCCUACCUCAGGUUGCCCUCCACCCCAGCCUUUCUACUUGAAAGGCUUUCUUAACUUGAAACUUUUGUUUUUAUGUCUCUAAAAAAGUGUGCACUGCCCCAUCCUUAGCUCCGAAACACUCCAGUCGAAAUCGAAAUACACCUGGUUAUUAAAAUUUCCCACUCCCAUCUCCAUCUGUGCUGUACUGAACAUACAGAGGCUAUUUUGCAUCUCAGUACACGACUAAAGAAGGUAAUGGACAAUCUGGUUUAACUAGCUGGUUUUAAAUGUCUUCUGACUUAUGUGGAACCACUGUGUGAAAAAGUCUCACAGUAUCAGAGAUUUUAAUAGAUGCCAUGUACGAAAGGAGUGAUUGUGAAUAUUUUUUUAAUGUAGUCAUUUUUUCCCAUUUUUUACAGCCUUAUUUUUUUCCCCACCAGUCUUCACUGAUACCAUUGGUAAAUGGCAUCAGUACCCAGUCAAUAGCUUAUCUCUACUGGCUUGACAACAAUUGUGUUUCGUCUUCCUUCUUCCCUUUCUGGACUGAAGGUUGCUCAACAUUGGUCAAUUCUUAAAUAGAGGAGCACGAAAAACAUAUUCAUCUAUUUUUAAAUUAUAAAAAAAUAAACAAUUCAUGGAUGAUGCAGAAAAGAGUGACAGAAGUUGAGUAAAUUGGCCAUCUCGUGAAUGAUGUCCCAAUCUGGAGAUAUCAAACAAAAAUUAAAUAGUUUUUGGUUGCUUUUCAAAGAAAUACAUUUUGUGUGUUAUUAAGAAUUUUUAGGAACUGCCAUAGACUGUUCAGGCUAUUUUUAUGUAUUACAAAGCACUCCCAGCUUGAAACAGUAAUUACACUAACCACUGUGGCCUCCAAUUUUGAGAGUAAAAUUUUAGGGAAAAAAUUCUAAAAAAUAUUUUUAAAGAAGACAUUUUGCAUAAAUAUGUAAUUAUUUAAAUAUAUUCAGGAAUUAUGAUUACAGCUGUGAAGGCCAGCUUUGAAAGGAAAAUCUGAAGCAUUUGAAAAGUAUUCUGUACAGUUUAUGGGAAAAUGAUGCUUUUCAAAUUUUCUUCAGUCAUCUGCUGAACCAGCACAUAUAGGACUUUGCAGCAAAACAACUAAUCAAUUUUCCUUUAAACCCGAGUCUAUGAUAGAACAUGAGGUUGUCUGUGGGUGACUGCUUUCACAUUAUGUAUUCAAAACUGUCCUAUGUUAUUAUGGAAACAAUUUCAUACCAGACAAUCAAAUCAACACUCCCUGAAUUUACCACAUCAUUAUAUUUCAUACCAGUGCAAUAAUAGGCUUUACUGAGACGUAGCUGUGCAGUUAGGUGCAUUUCUUUAUUAAAAGAAGCUUUGUAAACAAUAUUUUCCUCUCUAUCAGGGAUUUCUGCAGCAAAUGCUGCCUGCCAUAAGCACAGGGAUAUAUAGAGGUAAUGGAGAUAAGUAAUUCUCCAAGCUUCUCUACCCUGGACUCAAUUCAAACUGCCAAAAUCUAACCCAGGUUGGAGCCCAGGGCAUUUUUUAGUUGGGAGUUUCCUGAAGAAGUUACUACUCUACAAUAUCUCUGUUCAAUCCUUUCAGUUAGAAGUUCAACUUAAGUCCGACUAUUAGCAAUUUUGCAGACAGUGCUAACUUAUAAAUAGCCCCCACGUUUCCCCUGUGUUUGUUGUUCCAAAGCCAAAUCACUCAAACAUGUGCAGUGACAGUGACACCACUUCAAUCUAAAGUGAAAAAUAACUACUCUUGGGAGAAGAUACACCUAACAUGAAUGGAAGGACAGCAAAAAAAUAAACAAUUAAGUUUAGUUUCCCAAUGCUGCAUGGAGCAAUAAUACUUAAUAACUACAAAAAUAUGUUUCAAAGACAUUGUCGCUAUUUUCUCUGUACUUUUCUGCAUGUAAGAUUUUCUGUUUUUACACAUGUGCUUUUUCUCUGUGGAGUUAUAUUUUUUUUCUAAAAGGGAAAGUAAUUUAUUAAUGAUCAAGUAAUAAGAACUGGAAAGCACCAAUUAUUCGAAUCACAGAACAGUAUCUGUUCUUCCAUAAUAUUGGUUUAUGUACAUGGAUUAUUUAUUAUUAGAAUAGUGACAGGUUGGACUUGGAAUUGUAUUGGCCUCAUGACCAUGUAUGAACAGAUAGAAGAGGCUUAUCAUCAGUUUUCAACACUUUAAUGCAGCACUUGGAAAGCACCAUUGUUGGGCUUGGCUCCAACCACAGUAUGUCUGGCUAGGAAGAACAUAUAACUGCAAUAUGAUAUCUGGUGCUAUAUAAGUCUCAGACGAACUGCAAGUUUAGUUAUAUGUUUUGUCAAUGUGAUCCUCUGCCUAUCUCUGUCCAGUAUGUAAUACCUGAUUUAGGUAUACUGUACUCCCCCAAUAAAGUGGUCAAAUAGUGAAAAGUA
This is a messenger RNA of Lepisosteus oculatus (spotted gar), 3871 nucleotides long. It is a transcript of the gene slc25a15a, whose product is annotated as solute carrier family 25 member 15a. The record is from RefSeq and is a predicted model, not a curated record. Lineage: Eukaryota; Metazoa; Chordata; Actinopteri; Semionotiformes; Lepisosteidae. Gene Ontology annotation, biological process: mitochondrial L-ornithine transmembrane transport. Gene Ontology annotation, cellular component: mitochondrion. Gene Ontology annotation, molecular function: L-ornithine transmembrane transporter activity.